UGUAACAGAGCACUCUGUUAAAAACGUAAACAUUGAGAAAAAAAAAAAAUUACAAUUCUCUUUGCUUUUGUUUGUGAUGACCAGCGAAUUAGACAACAAAGCAAAUCCACCUAUAUAUUGUGACUACUUCAAGCUUCAACUUAUUGAAGAGUUAGCCUUGGAAAAGGACUAUCGGGAGCUGCACUACGGCAAAGUUGCAGUGAUUGGACGUUUCAGCUCCGAGACUGAGGUCAUCUGUUUGGAAAACGUGCUCAUAGAACAUAUGCCAAGGGAAUAUAGAUUGUCGACUGGAACAAUUUCAGUGCUGCUUUUGGACUUUCAUUACGAUAAGGUUUAUGGGGAGCCUUUGACCCACAGAAAUUUGUGCAUUUUGCGGGGAGAAGUGCUACUCUUCAAUCUAGAGAAACCCACAUCUCCUAAGCUAUCCACACGCUUCAUUCACGAGACUCUAAGCAAACUAAACGUAGCUCAGCAAAUAGAAUUCCUAGAGAAUAUACAUAGAACGUAUAAGCCGGCAAUUAAUGUAUGGUAUGCGAAACGCAUAGAAUUGGCCAGUGAAUUAAUACAAAGAAAGCUAGAGCUAAGAAUGUUAGAUUCAAACCAAUAA
Messenger RNA from Drosophila willistoni, 607 nucleotides. RefSeq lists its product as uncharacterized. Bases 77 to 607 code for a protein of 176 amino acids. The record is from RefSeq and is a predicted model, not a curated record. NCBI's taxonomy places the organism in Eukaryota, Metazoa, Arthropoda, Insecta, Diptera, Drosophilidae. The transcript is spliced from 2 exons.